Austrofundulus limnaeus is the source of this 7384-nucleotide messenger RNA. It is a transcript of the gene myo7ab, whose product is annotated as myosin VIIAb. Bases 456 to 7049 code for a protein of 2197 amino acids. NCBI's taxonomy places the organism in Eukaryota, Metazoa, Chordata, Actinopteri, Cyprinodontiformes, Rivulidae. The transcript is spliced from 50 exons. Gene Ontology annotation, cellular component: cytoskeleton; myosin complex. The record is from RefSeq and is a predicted model, not a curated record. Gene Ontology annotation, molecular function: cytoskeletal motor activity; ATP binding; protein binding.
CCCGAGUUAAUCAGGAUCAGCAGCCAUGAAUGAGACCCAGCGAGAGAGUCCGGAGAUCUCCAUCACUGACCCAGACAUCAGGCUGAAACUGGGCCACAAACUCUGAACCAACCUGAUGGAGCCUGGAGCCACAAGAGAAGACAAACCUCUGAGAAUGAUUUAAAAAGAGAAGAGAACUAAAGACAAAAAGGACAAACAACUUGGCGGGAUCUCAGUUGACCAUCCUGUCAAUUCUGGUUYGUUUAAAGGAAGUUGGAACCCAGCAGGGCGACCAGGAGGACUAAAAGGAGACGUUACAAAGUACGUUGUGAGUGAACGGCAGCGCUCAUGGAGGCAAAUCUCCUAAACUUUCCUGACUAAUGAUGAAAGUUUCACACCCAGCUGUGCCUCUGAAUCUCUGCCAUUGCUCUGACUCGCUGAUUUCUGAUGUCCUGGAAUCAACUGGAAACUGAACCAUGGUCAUUCUGCAGCAGGGGGACUAUGUGUGGUUGGACCUUAAGACGGGGCGAGAGUUUGACGUCCCAGUUGGAGCCGUGGUGAAACUCUGCGACUCCGGACAGAUCCAGGUUCUGGAUGAUGAAGGCCGGGAACACUGGAUUUCCCCUCAGAAUGCCACCAACAUCAAGCCCAUGCACCCGACCUCCAUCCAUGGGGUGGAGGACAUGAUCCGACUGGGUGACCUGAAUGAAGCCGGGAUCCUCCGCAACCUGCUGAUCCGCUACAAAGAGCACGUCAUAUAUACGUACACAGGUUCCAUCCUCGUCGCUGUGAAUCCAUAUCAACUGCUGCCCAUUUACACUCCGGACCAGAUCCGCCUCUACACCAACAGGAAGAUCGGAGAGAUGGCGCCACACAUCUUCGCCAUCGCUGACAACUGUUACUUCAACAUGAAGCGGAACAACAAAGACCAGUGCUGCAUCAUCAGCGGUGAAUCUGGAGCUGGGAAGACCGAGAGCACCAAGCUGAUCCUGCAGUUCCUGGCAGCCAUCAGCGGGCAGCACUCCUGGAUCGAGCAGCAGGUCCUGGAGGCCACGCCCAUCCUCGAAGCUUUUGGCAACGCCAAAACGAUUCGAAAUGACAACUCCAGUCGCUUUGGGAAGUACAUCGACAUCCACUUCAGCAAACGAGGAGCCAUCGAGGGAGCCAAAAUAGAGCAGUACCUGCUGGAGAAGUCCCGAGUCUGUCGACAGGCUCCUGAUGAGAGGAACUACCACAUUUUCUACUGUAUGUUGAAGGGCAUGGGACCAGAGAUGAAAGCUAAACUGGGUCUGGGUCUGGCCUCGGACUACUCCUACCUGACCAUGGGUAACUGCACAGAAUGCGACGGGCGUGACGACCUCAGCGAUUACUCCAGCAUCCUGUCGGCCAUGAAGGUCCUCAUGUUCACCGAGACCGAGAACUGUGAGAUCUCCAAGCUGCUGGCUUCCAUCCUGCACAUGGGCAACCUGAGGUUUGAAGCGCGGACGUACGACAACCUGGAUGCCUGUGUGGUUGUAAGAUCUCCUGAUCUGGUGACCGCUGCGUCUCUCAUGGAGGUGGAGCCUAAAGACGUGAUGGUGUGUUUGACCACUCGAACCCUCAUCACACGAGGAGAAAGCGUCACCACGCCUCUGAGCGUGGAACAAGGCCUGGAUGUCAGAGAUGCUUUCGUUAAGGGGAUCUACGGGAGGCUGUUUGUCUGGAUAGUGGAUAAAAUCAACGCUGCCAUUUUUCGACCUCCGUCUUGUGAGAGCAGCAUCAUAAGAAGAUCCAUUGGGCUUCUGGACAUUUUUGGUUUUGAGAACUUUAUCGUCAACAGUUUCGAGCAGCUCUGCAUCAACUUCGCCAACGAGAACCUGCAGCAGUUUUUCGUUCGCCACGUCUUCAAGCUGGAGCAGGAGGAGUACAACCUGGAGGACAUCAGCUGGCAGCACAUCGAGUUCACCGACAACCAGGAAGCUCUGGAUAUGAUCGCCAACAAACCCAUGAACAUCAUCUCACUCAUCGACGAAGAGAGCAAGUUUCCUAAGGGGACGGAUGCUACCAUGCUGUAUAAGCUCAACUCACAGCAUAAACUCAACUCCAACUACAUUCCUCCUAAAAACAGCUAUGAAACCCAGUUUGGGAUCCAACACUUUGCUGGAAUGGUGCAUUACGAGUCCAGAGGGUUUCUGGAGAAGAACCGAGACAGCCUCCACACAGACAUCAUCCAGCUCGUCCACUCGUCCAAGAACAAGUUCAUCAAGCAGAUCUUCCAGGCCGAUGUGGCCAUGUUUCUGUGUGGCUAUCAGCAGCUCAGCGCCCCCUCUGCCAAGGGCGUCGAGACGAGGAAGCGUUCUCCCACUCUGAGCAGCCAGUUCAAACGUUCCCUGGAGAUGCUGAUGAGGACGCUCAGCGUGUGUCAGCCCUUCUUCGUUCGCUGCAUAAAACCCAACGAGCUCAAAAAACCCAUGCUGUUUGACAGAGAGCUGUGCAUUCGUCAGCUGCGUUACUCGGGCAUGAUGGAGACCAUCCGGAUUAGGAGAGCAGGUUAUCCCAUCAGACACAGCUUUGCUGAAUUCGUGGAUCGUUAUCGAGUCCUGAUGCCUGGCAUCAAACCUGCUCACAUACAGGUGGACCUGCGGGGCACCUGUAAGCAGAUCGUCUCAGCCCGCCUCGGUAAAUAUGAAGACUGGCAGAUCGGAAAAACUAAGAUUUUUUUGAAGGAUCACCACGACAUGCAGCUKGAGAUCGAGCGGGACGAGGCCAUCACUGAUAAGGUCAUCCUCAUCCAGAAGGCCGUGCGAGGACUGAAAGCAAGGACAAACUUCCUCAGAAUGAGAAGAGCCGUGAUUUGUAUUCAGAAGGUCUGGAGGGGUUACCGAAACAGGAAAAAUUACCAAAUUAUGAGGUCCGGCUUCCUUCGCCUACAGGCGGUCUGCAGGUCCAGGAAGUUCUACCGGAGCUACCGGGUCACCCGCCACCGCAUUACCCUGAUCCAAGCCCGCUGCCGGGGCUUCCUCCUCCGGCAGACAUUCUGCCGCCGCCUCCGAGCCGUGUUGACCAUCCAGGCCUACACCAGAGGCAUGAUAGCCAGGCGCCUCUGCCAGCGGCUCAGGGCUGAGCGGCGGCGCCGGCUGGAGGCGGAGCGUCAGCGCCUGGCCGAGGAGGAGCUGCUGAGGAACCAGAUGACGAUCCGACGGGCCAAGGCAGAGGCCGAGCGGAAACACCAGGAGCGCCUCCACCAGCUGGUCCAGCAGCAGGAGGAGAGGGAGCGGGAGGAGAAGGAGGAGUCCAGGAGGAAGAAGGAGCUGCUGGAGCAGAUGGAGAGGGAGAAAGAGCGACCUGUCGACCACUCCGACAUGGUGGACCAGAUGUUUGGUUUCCUCGGGGACUCUGGGCCGCUGCCGAACCAGGACGGACAAGGACCUGCUGGAUUUGAGGACCUGGAGAAGACGCCUCGAGGUGAGGAGGCAGAGGAGGUGCUGAACGAAGCUCCUCCGCUCCCCGACGAGGACGAGGAAGAUCUGUCUGAGUACAAGUUCUCCAAGUUCGCUGCCACCUACUUCCAGGGCGUCUCCACUCACACCUACAUCAGACGGCCGCUGAAACAACCGCUGCUGUUCCACGAGGACGAAGGAGACCAGCUGGCAGCGUUAGCCGUGUGGAUCACAGUGUUGAGGUUCAUGGGGGAUCUCCCGGAGCCGAAAUACCAGAUGGUCCUCAACGACGGCAGCGAGAAGAUCCCCGUUAUGACGAAGAUCUACGAAACCCUCGGGAAGAGGACCUACAAACGAGAGCUGCAGGAGCUGCAGGUGGAAGGAGAGAACAGCUCCACGGACACUCAGAAGAGGAACAGCGUCAGACAUAAACUGGUGUCUCUGACGCUGAAGAGRAAAUCAAAGAUCACAGAGGAGGUCACCAGGAGGCUCACAGAGGGCAGUGACUACGUUCUUCAGGGCAACAGCAUGCUGGAGGACCGACCCACUUCCAACCUGGAGAAACUUCACUUCAUCAUCGGGAACGGUAUCUUACGGCCGGCUCUCAGAGACGAGAUCUACUGUCAGAUCUGCAAACAGCUCAGCCAGAACCCGUCUAAAAGCAGCCACGCCCGCGGGUGGAUCCUCCUGUCGCUCUGCGUGGGCUGCUUCGCCCCCUCUGAGAAGUUUGUCAAAUAUUUACGGACCUUUCUGAAGAAUGGUCCUCCUGGUUACGCUCCGUACUGCGAAGAAAGGCUGAGGAGGACUUUUGUCAACUGCACACGAACACAACCUCCAUCCUGGUUGGAACUGCAGGCCACAAAGUCCAAGAAGCCCAUCAUGCUGCCUGUGACCUUCAUGGACGGGACCACUAAGACGCUCCUGGCGGACUCGGCCACCACGGCCUUCGAGCUCUGCAACGCUCUGGCGGACAAGAUCAACCUGAGAGAUCGUUUCGGCUUCUCGCUGUACAUCGCUCUGUUUGAUAAGGUGUCGUCCCUCGGAAGCGGCAGCGAUCACGUCAUGGACGCUGUCUCGCAGUGCGAGCAGUACGCCAAGGAGCAGGGCGCCCAGGAGAGGAACGCCCCCUGGAGGCUGUUCUUCAGGAAGGAGAUCUUCAGCCCCUGGCACAACCCCAUCGAGGACUACGUGGCCACAAACCUCAUCUACCAGCAGAUCGUCCGAGGGGUGAAGUUUGGGGAGUAUCGCUGCGAGAAGGAGGAAGAUCUGGCAGAGCUGGCCUCUCAGCAGUACUUUGUAGAUUACGGCUCUGAGAUCCUGCAAGACCGCCUGCUCAGCCUCAUCCCAUCCUACAUCCCCGACAGAGAAAUCACCUCCACCAAAACCACGGAGAAGUGGGCUCAGCUCAUCAUCAGUGCCCAUAAAAAGGGAUUACAUAACAAACGGAGGCUGAACACUCAGAAGGUGAAGGAGGAUGUGGUGGAUUUCGCUCGGUUAAAGUGGCCUUUACUCUUCUCACGUUUCUACGAGGCCUUCAAGUUCUCAGGGCCCAGUCUGCCCAAGAAUGACGUCAUCGUGGCGGUAAACUGGACUGGCGUUUACUUUGUGGACGAACAGGAGCAGGUUCUCCUGGAGCUGUCGUUCCCAGAGAUCACAGCUGUAUCCAGCAGCAGAGGAGGGAAGCUACAGGGUCAGAGUUUUACACUGGCCACCAUCAAAGGAGACGAGUACACCUUCACCUCCAAUAACGCAGAGGACAUCCGGGACCUGGUGGUCACCUUCCUGGAGGGUCUGAGGAAGAGGUCCAAAUAUGUGGUGGGACUGCUGGACUGUCCAAACCCAGCGGGGGUGGACUCCACCUUCCUGAGUUUCUCCAAGGGGGAUCUGAUCGUUCUGGACGAGCACGACGGCGAGCACGUGAUGAACUCAGGCUGGGCUCACGGCACCAACGAUAAAACCAAACAGAGAGGAGACUUCCCUGCAGACUGCGUCUACGUGCUGCCCACCAUCUCCAGGCCGCAGUAUGACAUCGUGGCUCUGGUGACGAUGACUCCAGAUCAGAGGAGAGAAUCCAUCACUUUGUCUCAGAUGAGUCUUUCAGAGCAGGACAAACCGAAGGCCUACACGCUGGAGGAGUUCUCCUACGACCACUUCAGGCCGCCUCCAAAGAGCACUCUGAGCCGAGUGAUGAUCUCUAAAGCUCGAGGGAAGGAGCGUCUGUGGAGCUGCACCAGGGAGCCCCUCAAACAGCCCCUGCUAAAGAAAGUCCUGGUCCAUGACGAGCUCUCCCAGGAGGCCUGCCUGGCCUUCACUGCCAUAAUGAAGUACAUGGGCGACUACCCGUCCAGACGAGUUCGAUCCGUCAACGAGCUCACCGAUCAGAUAUUUGAAGGAGCGCUGAAGGCCGAGCCGCUGAAAGAUGAGAUCUACUGUCAGAUUCUCAAACAGCUCACAGAUAAUCACAUCAAGUUCAGUGAGGAGAAAGGCUGGGAGCUGCUGUGGCUCCUCACUGGUUUGUUUCCUCCCAGCAACAUCCUGCUGCCUCACGUCCAGAAGUUCCUCCAGGCCAAGAAGCACUUCCUGCUGGCUCCAGACUGCAUGCAGCGGCUGCAGAAAGCCUUACGGAACGGAUCCAGAAAGUAUCCUCCUCACCUGGUGGAGGUGGAGGCCAUCCAGCACAAAACCACCCAGAUCUUCCACAAGGUUUAUUUCCCCGACGACUCAGACGAGGUGUUUGAAGUGGAGUCGAGCACAAAGGCCAAAGAUUUCUGCCACAACAUCUCCGGUCGUUUGAUGCUGAAAUCCUCCGAGGGCUUCAGCCUCUUUGUUAAGAUCACAGACAAGGUCAUCAGCGUUCCAGACGGUGACUUUUUCUUCGACUUCGUCAGACAUCUGACUGACUGGAUAAAAAAAGCCAGACACGCGAAAGAUGGAAGUGUCAUCGUGCUGCCUUCACUGACCUAUCAGGUGUUUUUCAUGAAGAAGCUGUGGACCAACACGGUGCCAGGAAAAGACUCCAUGGCCGACUCCAUCUUCCACUAUUACCAGGAGCUGCCCAAGUAUCUGCGGGGCUACCACAAGUGUUCGAGGGAGGAGGUGAACCAGUUGGCAGCUCUGAUCUACAGAGUCAAGUUUGAGGAGGACAAAUCCCACCUCCAAAACAUCUCCAAGAUCCUGAAGGACCUGGUCCCCCAAGACCAGAUCCGACUGCUGAGCCCGGAGGACUGGAAGAGGUCCAUCAUGACAUCGUUCAGCAAGCAGUCAGGAAAAACCCGUGAAGACGCCAAACUCUCCUUCCUCAAAAUCAUCUACAAGUGGCCGACGUUCGGCUCGGCCUUUUUUGAAGUCAAGCAAACGACCGACCCAAACUACCCAGAAACCCUCCUGAUAGCCAUCAACAAACACGGCGUCAGCCUCAUCGACCCCAAGACCAAGGACAUCCUGACGGUCCACCUGUUCACCAAGAUCUCCAACUGGAGCAGCGGGAACACCUACUUCCACAUCACCAUCGGGAACCUGGUCCGAGGCAGCAAGCUGCUCUGUGAGACGUCUCUGGGCUACAAGAUGGACGACCUCCUGACCUCCUACAUAAGCCAGAUGCUGGCGACGAUGACGAAGCAGAGGACGUCCCGAAGCAACAACAGCAAGUGAUCGCUGAGUAAAAACACACGAUUUCAUUCAUCUAAACAUCCUGGGUCCUGUCUUAACUCACCUUCUGCCUUUAAAUGUCAAAACUAAUCAGUUUAUCUUAGAUAAAACAAGCAUUUCAGCUCAGCUGAAACCUGAAGAGUUGAUAGUUUAAUAUCUUUACAUAAGAAUCAUUUUAUGAACUUUUUUACCAACCAGAUUUCAUAGUUURGUUUGGUUGGAUUUAGUUUAAUUAGAACCAAUCAGGUUUUAUUUUCUUCAUUCACACCUAGUUAAAGUUAUUUUACCUGUGAUGUAAACUUUAUGUAGGAUUUAAUAAAUGUUUUGUAAAGAAAACA